AUGUCGAGGUUCGUACACAAGGUCAAGGAUGCAAUGGCUGGUCAUGAAAAGGAGGCACCUGGAGCCCGCGGCAACCGACCUCCUCAAGAAGAUACCCGGACCGCAGGAUCGAAUCCGGAUCAGUACAAUUCUUCUAGUAUGAACCCAUCUUCUGGCAUGGGCUCUAAAGAUUCUUACGGCUCUGGCCCUCGCUCUCGGGAUGAGCCUGGUACCUCUCGGGACUCCAAGUUCACUGACACCCACGGUGCAUCUGACCCAGCCAGUACUGGGAUGGGAAAUAGGGGCGGCCGUUCUGACCCCGACACCUAUGGAUCAACAGAAAUGGGCGGAGAUAGUUCAACAGGGGCUAGCGCUGGCUCAAGCGGCAUGAAUUCCGGUCCUCAUGACUCGAAAUUGGCGAAUAAGAUGGAUCCUCGUGUCGAUAGUGACAUGGACAACCGCGCUCAAUCCUCUGGAGCUACCAACCCUCAAAUGUCCAGCAAUGCCCCUGGCAAUAUAGCCCACGCACAGCCUCGCACUCAAGGUGUCGACAAUCAUGUAUCCAGCGAAGAUGAUUAUAACAAAUCGACACAGGAGAAAAACUCGCAGUCCCGCCCCUCCGACAAAAACUCUCAGGGUCACUGGGCUAGCGAGGAAAGCCACGAAACCUCUACGCAAGAGCACAAAUCCCACUCUGCUACCAGCCACGCCAUGCCGUGCCAGACGAAUUUGCAAGACGAGCCAGGCUUUGAUAACCGUGCUGCUGAGCCUAAGUUUGGCGGUAACGCAGCUGGUGGUAGUAGCAGCACCGCAGGGGUCAGGGAGACAACUGGUAGUCAAAACCCUGACCCCCUGAACAAACUUGAUCCUAGAGACACCCGAUCGAAGGAGAACCCUAGUUAUGCUGAUCAGCGGAGUGGAUACUAG
Penicillium mononematosum is the source of this 906-nucleotide messenger RNA. RefSeq lists its product as uncharacterized. NCBI's taxonomy places the organism in Eukaryota, Fungi, Ascomycota, Eurotiomycetes, Eurotiales, Aspergillaceae. Bases 1 to 906 code for a protein of 301 amino acids. The record is from RefSeq and is a predicted model, not a curated record. The transcript has 3 exons.